Molecule: messenger RNA, 452 nt
Organism: Striga hermonthica
Lineage: Eukaryota; Viridiplantae; Streptophyta; Magnoliopsida; Lamiales; Orobanchaceae
Source: the annotation of a GenBank genome assembly
GUCAAAUAUCCGUGGCCGGCCAUUAGCAGGAGGAGGUCUCGUUUAAGGCCAUACAGGAAACGAAUGGCCUUCUUCUCUUCUGCAUCCACUAGAUGUCGGGCAAAUGCGCUCAAACGGGAGAACUCCCACUCGUAUUCUGCCACAGCCGUUCGUGAUCGUGCUCAGCCAUCUGCCCCAGCUCAGCCAGUUGCAGUUCCACCAGCUCUACCAGCCCCUCAGCCAGCAAAGGAGAAGAAGAGAAAGGGAAAAGGUGCCCCGGCAGAUAAGAGGACCCGACGGAGGCUACAACAGAUUCCACCAUGCCCGACUUGUGGUCGACUUCACAGGGGAGAGUGUCGCGCAGGACAGGAUAUCUGCUACUAUUGCCAGGAGCCGGGACAUUAUGCGAGUCGCUGUCCGAAAAGAUUUCAGCAGCAGCCUCAGCAGCCACCACAGCAACAACAACCACAUCA